AUGUUCAUUGGGAUAGAUUGGACGUCGGCCGUGGGCGUGACGAUACCAAUAGGUGAAAAGGGUAACUAUCCUAAAGUUGGGAGCGAAAAGAAAGAUGAGCCGCUCACUGUGGAGGACGACCCAAGAUACAGACAAGUAGUGGCUAAUGACAGAGCAAGAACCGGAGUCAUCGAAGCGGUGGUACUGAAAGAGUGCACAACGACUGCCGUUAGGGACAACCAGGUUCAUGCCAGUGCACCCACCACGAGCGGCCGAUGGGACGCUACUUCUGAAGAACGUUUACAGCACGCAGGUCAACCUAUAAUGGGCGACACCGAGGGUGUGCAUACGGUCAAGAGAGGUACAGAACUAUCAGUACCAGAAGAAAAGAUAUUCUCUAUGCAGGCAGUUGCGAGCGCUCUGUGCGUGAAGAAAUCACAAGAAGAACUGAAAACUGAGCCGACCAGAUGUACUGAAGAGCGAGAAACCGAGGCCGUACGUCGACGGUGA
Molecule: messenger RNA, 489 nt
Organism: Soboliphyme baturini
Lineage: Eukaryota; Metazoa; Nematoda; Enoplea; Dioctophymatida; Soboliphymatidae
Source: the annotation of a GenBank genome assembly